AUGAAAUGGCAAACGCAGUUCAGCAUGAACAACGAGCGGAUUAGCGAGAGACAGAUCCUCAAAGGACUCAUCAAGAUUGAUGCUUGUGACAUUAGGCGGUGCCUUCCAAUUAAACCCUUGAACCAUCCUAGCGAGAAGCAUGAUGGUCAUCACAGUCCCAAGUAUCGGAGCCAUGCAGCCAUGCCGCUCGAUACUGAAGUAAAUGAACCAUUCUUGACUGAGGAAGCUCCUAAGAUAUCCGAUGGAGAAACAGAUAAGCAAGCCUUCAACGCUGUUGAAGCAUGGAAGCACUCUGACUUCCUAUGUAGGAACUAUGUCAUGAAUGGCUUACAUGACUCAUUGUACAAUGUCUAUUGUGCAAAAAAGACGGCAAAGGAGUUAUGGGAAGCCUUGGACCGGAAAUAUAAAACAGAGGAUGCCGGAGCAAAGAAAUUUGUUGUCGGUCGAUUCCUUGACUAUAAAAUGGUGGAUUUUAAGACUGUGAUCAGUCAAGUGCAAGAAAUUCAAGUGAUCUUGCAUGAAAUUCAGGCUGAAGGAAUGAACUUGAGUGAAACCUUCCAAGUGGCUGCUAUUAUUGAAAAGCUACCUCCUGGAUGGAAGGAUUUCAAAAACUAUCUCAAGCACAAGCGAAAGGAAAUGAACCUGGAAGAGCUGAUUGUUAGACUUCGAAUCGAAGAAGACAAUAGAGGAUUUGAACGCAAAGGGUUCAAUCCUAAUACAGCUAAGGCAAAUGUUGUGGAGCUUAGACAAGGCCACAAGAGCAAGAAGAUUGCCAAGCCAAAGUUGGGACCAAAAGGAGGAACUUCCGAAUAA
Molecule: messenger RNA, 813 nt
Organism: Syzygium oleosum
Lineage: Eukaryota; Viridiplantae; Streptophyta; Magnoliopsida; Myrtales; Myrtaceae
Exons: 3
Coding region: 1-813 (270 amino acids)
Source: RefSeq, a predicted model, not a curated record